Molecule: messenger RNA, 126 nt
Organism: Serendipita indica DSM 11827
Lineage: Eukaryota; Fungi; Basidiomycota; Agaricomycetes; Sebacinales; Serendipitaceae
Source: the annotation of a GenBank genome assembly
AUGGCAACGAGAUCUGCCCAAGCCCUCAAGAAGCUAUCAUUGAAACCGCGCUAUGGACCGUUUAUUGGAGGCAAGUUUGUGACCGGUGCAGGCAACGAGCAAGUCUAUCACUCAAAGCAAGACUAG